AUGCCGAUACGAUGGUAUCAAGCAAAGCUGGCAAAGCGGCCACUGUUGACCCAGACCCUGACCACCGCUGCGCUUUUUGCCGCGGGCGACACGCUUGCCCAGCAGGCAGUGGAGCGGAAAGGAAUACGAAAUCAUGACGGCGCUCGGACAGCUCGAAUGUGCUUGUAUGGCGGCUGUGUCUUUGGACCAGCAGCUACCAAGUGGUAUGCCUUUCUGCAGAAACGCAUCAACCUUCAGUCACAUAACAUGACGAUAUUGGCGCGAGUCGCUGCUGACCAAACCAUCUUUGCCACCUGCAAUCUUGCCGUCUUUCUCUCGACAAUGUCGGUCUUGGAAGGAAGUGAUCCCAAAGAAAAGCUCGAGAAGCAUUACCUUCCAGGGCUGAAGGCAAACUGGGUGUUAUGGCCGGCAGUUCAGGCUGUGAAUUUCAAGUUGGUGCCUCUCGAGCAUAGGGUUCUGGUCGUCAAUAUUGUGAGUCUUGGCUGGAACUGCUUUUUGAGCUACCUCAACAGCUCGAAAUGA
This is a messenger RNA of Fonsecaea erecta, 522 nucleotides long. RefSeq lists its product as hypothetical. Gene Ontology annotation, cellular component: cytoplasm; mitochondrion; membrane. The record is from RefSeq and is a predicted model, not a curated record. Bases 1 to 522 code for a protein of 173 amino acids. The transcript is spliced from 4 exons. Lineage: Eukaryota; Fungi; Ascomycota; Eurotiomycetes; Chaetothyriales; Herpotrichiellaceae.